AUGCGGGCCAGCCCCAAUGUCCCGCCUCUCCUAUCCAGCAGCAUCAUCUCGAGACUCAAGCCAUCCGAGGACCAGCAGGACGACCAUGGCCACACACAACGGACAGCAGAGUACGGAUACGAGAUGGACCUGCAUGAUCACCGGUGCUCUCGCCCAGCCUACGAGAACUACGCCGACCCGACGACUCCCUUUGUGAACAAUGGUCACUUUGGCGACGCGGCAUACGAGCAGCAGCAGCAACAACAGAUGCCCAGCCUGGCCGGCAUCCUGGGGACGGGGCUGGCCGUCGCGGCCGUCGCCGUCUUCCUGCUCUCGGCGGACGGACCGCACCAAGGCACUGAGUACUAUGACCCCGAGGCCGCCGGCAUGACCAGGUCCCCUUCCACACUGGGCGGCAUCGCCUACGCCAUCAACAGCAUCUACGCAAGCUCAUCCAUCCAGAUCGCCCUGACACUGGCCUCCUAUGGAUGGUCGUGCCACUUCGAUUGCACCGACAGUCCCACUCGACAGCUUCAGCUGCGCUUCUCAGUCUUUGAGCUCCGAUCGGCUCCCACCUUCAUGCCGGCGCCAGAGUCCGUUAUCAGAUGUGGAGCUGUCAAGCAUCCGUCGUAA
Messenger RNA from Emericellopsis cladophorae, 612 nucleotides. RefSeq lists its product as uncharacterized. Lineage: Eukaryota; Fungi; Ascomycota; Sordariomycetes; Hypocreales; Bionectriaceae. The record is from RefSeq and is a predicted model, not a curated record. Bases 1 to 612 code for a protein of 203 amino acids. The transcript is spliced from 4 exons.